Molecule: messenger RNA, 985 nt
Organism: Gymnodraco acuticeps
Lineage: Eukaryota; Metazoa; Chordata; Actinopteri; Perciformes; Bathydraconidae
Product: carbonyl reductase [NADPH] 1-like
Molecular function (GO): carbonyl reductase (NADPH) activity
Source: RefSeq, a predicted model, not a curated record
UGCGCACUGACACUGCGCAGUAGACCUCCAGCUUCCUCCCAUUUUCUCCAUAUGAGUUUCAGCUUCACUGCGCAGAUCUUCUUCACUUUCUCUGCAGCUUCCACACCUCAGGUCCUCUCUACCAAAGACUACAGACAUGUCUACCAAGGUCGCCGUGGUAACAGGCAGUAAUAAGGGCAUCGGGCUGGCCAUUGUCCGAGCGCUCUGUCAGCAGCAUUACAAUGGAGAUGUUUACCUGACUGCCAGAGACAGCGGUCGUGGAGAUGAGGCGGUGAAAUCUCUGGCCGCUGACGGACUGACGGCUAAGUUUCAUCAGCUGGACAUCAACGAUGAGAAAAGCAUCGUCAGCGCCGCCGCCUUCUUCAAGAAGACGUACGGAGGAGUGGACGUCCUCAUCAACGCUGGCAUCGCUUUCAAAGACGCAGACCCCGCUCCCUUCCCAGUCCAGGCCGAAGUGACCCUGAAGACAAACUACUUCGCCACCAGAGACAUGCUGACUCACUUCCUGCCGCUCAUCAAAUCUGGAGGUCGUGUGGUGAACGUCUCCAGCUUCGUCGGCGCUCGCACGUUGAACAAGUGCAGCGCCGCCCUGCAGCAGCGUUUCCGUAGCGAUGACAUCACAGAGGAGGAGCUGACCGGUCUGAUGGAGCAGUUUGUGGAUCUGGCCAAAAAGGGCGAGCAUGAGAAGGGAGGCUGGGCCAACACGGCGUACGGGACGUCCAAAACAGGACUCACGGUCCUGACCAUGAUCCACGCUCGUCGCCUGACGAAGGAGAGACCUCAUGACGGGGUAAUCUCAGAAAUACAACUUUUAUAUAUUUUGAUCAAACAACAGAAGAGUGUUUUUCGUUUUUGGUUUAAUUAGAGGAAAAUGAAUUGCUAUGGCUGCACUGCACGUCAGUUUACUCUUAUUAAACCUCUUUAAUAAUACAAUUAAGAACACAUUUUAAUUAUAGAGCACUAUUUUUUUUAAUCCAUUCUGUGU